CAGUCUGGAGUGGCUCCGACGGGACCGCAAUGAGCAGAUAAAUAGCAGCCUUAUCUAUUUAUUUAAAGACUGUUCGGGGUCUUUAUUCAUCCUGUGUUUUACAUUUUGAGUCUGUUCAUCCGCUCGUCUUCUUCAGAGGGCUGCUAGAAGAAUAAUGAAUGCAUCCUGUCACUAGCACUUGAUGAAGAUUUGUCCUCAGUCAUUAGGUUGAAUAAUGGAGGGCAGUGACAGUGCGUCAGUAAAUAUGGCUCAGCCUCAGACUGAUGUGUGCAACGCAGAGGUGGGAGGAGGAGGAGAAAUGCCCGGAAAAGCAGAGAAUGGAGUAAAUCCACUGAUUUCCACUGAAUCCUGUGAUGACAGCGCAACAGGACUGAGCAAAGGAGGGGUCCCUAACUUAACAGAGGCCCCAUCGGUGGUGAGUCCCACUGCUGAAUCUCCAGGAGGCGUGGCUCUGAAAGUCGCAACAACUGUGCUUCAUCCAGUGUGCCUGGGAGAGAGCCCGCUGAUGCUGCCCAUCCACCUCCAGAUGGCCGGAGCAGCCGGGCCCCAGCUCAGCCAAAUGGGGGCCGCCCCGUACUUGAUAACAAGCCAAAGCCCAGUUUCUCUACCGCUGGUCUUGGAUCAGCAGGUCCUCCAGCACAUGAGUCCCUCUGUGAUUCCUCAGGCUACUAAUUGCCCACAGUUGCCACUCCAAAACAACGUCCUGUGUCAGAAUCCUUUAACGUUCGCUUUGCCUCCAGGAGUCGACCAGAAGUCUGCAGGACAAGCGCAGGACGCCAACCUGCUGUCUCUCCUGCAGAAUCCGGCAUUUGCAGCCAUCUUGCAGGACCUCUUCCCUUCUUCUCAGGGGGGUUCAUCCACCUGUCAGUCACCAGGCUCCAACUUCUUCCCCCUUCCUCCCUUAACGCCUCCCUACACCUCCCCCCUGGCCCCUCUGGUCCCUCCUGCAACUCUCCUGGUUCCGUACCCUGUCAUCAUCCCCCUACCAGUGCCUCUGCCAGUUCCUCUCCCCAUCCCCGUUCCUGUCCCUCAGACCGAGGACUCAAAGGGGAACGUGCCAAAACCAGUUUGCACUGUGAGCAAAAGCACUCAGACUUCUUUAAAAGAUACUACCUCUCCUCCUCUGUCUUCGAGCAGAUCCACGACCACAUUCCAGACACAAUCUACGUCUCCGUCCUCGCUUCCUUCAGACGAAGGACAGGCUCUGGACCUCUCCGUCAGGGCAGUUGAACCAAAACAGGAAUAUCCUAGUGUGCAGCAGGACAGUGUGCUUGACUUGUCGGUGCCUGGUGUGAGGAAAAAGUGUGUUCAGUCAUGUAGCGUCGGUGGUUCCCCAGGACGUGAGCGAGAACUGGGUCAGGAUAGUAGUGCCACUGCUUUGUCUCUGGGCGUUGAAUGCACCCAGACUUUAGAUUCCAAACUCCUGGGCAGUCUGGCUUCACUGGAGUUCAGCCGGCAGCAUAAGUGGGUGGUUGACAGCAGCGCUGGUGGCUCUAGUUCUCUGGGCCCUGAGGCAUCACUUAGCGGAGCUGGAAACCUUGAGAUAGUCAGCGCCUCCCAGACGGCUAAGGUCAUCGUCUCUGUCAAGGACGCGAUCCCCGCCAUCCUCUGUGGAAAGAUUAAAGGCCUUUCAGGGGUAUCCACCAAGAACUUUUCCAUCAAACGAGACGGUAGCCAGGGGACGUCUCUGCAGCAGCUCUACGGCGUCCAGUCAGUGUCCCAAGGAGAGCAGCACGACCCCAACGACCCGCUUAAAAAGGUUCCAAAAAACAGAGCUAUCAAAUUGAAGAAGGUCAGCUCACAGGAGAUCCAUUUCCUUCCCAUUAAGAAGCAGAGACUUGCAGCGCUGCUCCCCAGGAAGUGAAAGUGCUCAGUGGAGGGGGAUUAAUUGCUGCACUGCUCUCUGGUAAUCCCUCUGGAGCGUAUAACAUAAAACACAUGUGGGGACAUUCUGUAAUCAAACUCAUACACUUAUAUGUCCAAUCACAGCCCACAGUUUGGGUACAAAAUGUUGCAGAAACUCCUGAAUGUGGGACACAGCAGUAACAGUCUUCUGAAGUUCUUUUCUGAAUUGCUGUGCUUUUUGCAAAUGCACUACUCUACAGUGUUACAUUAAACCAAGUUUAAAAGAAAUGUUUUGGCAGCUUAAUGGGCUCUCCAUGUGGCUUUGGAGACUGUCUUUAUAAAUCUGAGAUGUUCAAGAACAUUUAUAAUUACAGAAAGACACAUGGGUUAAAUUUUUCCAUCUUGGUCCAUGGUUUGUUUCCAUAUGUAGUUUUUAUCUAAGUGCACUGAAGACCUAAAAAACCUGAUAGUUUAGGUUCUUACUGUUCGGGGGGGGUUGAGCAUUAUGUAAUUGCAGGACACGACUGAGACUGUUAAAACACGUCCCAUCAUUGGAAAUUCCUCUAGUCAUCAGUAGCUCACUGAAGCGAUUCGUUCUUAUGUGAUUGGUCGGGGUUUAGCAUGACAGGCUAAUAACGACUUGGCAAGAGGGUCGGAGCCAGAAUUUCAUCAAAUGAAUGUUGGCAAAGGCCCUCAGUCGCAACAAAAUACUGUACAUUCUUAUUUUGUUAAACAGCAGGAAAAUAGGGAUUUCUUAAUUGUCUAUAGGCUUUUCCAAAUUCACUGGUUUGUCCAACAUGACAAACUCCUGCUGUUUCCAUUAACAGACUCAUUUACUGGAUCUAAGAGGACGAUGAACUUAAACUGUGAAGGGGAGACGAAGUGAAAGGGAAAAUUCUGAGUAAUGUUUGUAUGAGCGAUUGAUACUGAGGCAGAAAUAGUGCAGUGACAGAAAACACUUUGCCUGUAUUUAUUACGUGUGUGAUUAGUCUGUUAAUAGAAUCAGUAUUUGGUGAAAUGCUUCUUUAGACUCCAUCUCCCCUUUCUGAAAUUUGUCGGUGUUUGUUCCAAGUGGUUUGAUGUCAUUUUUCUUCUUGUUUUAUUGUGAAGCAUGGUAUUUUUCAGUCCCAUGGUUACGACCCGAGAUGUGAAUGUGAGCGUGUUGUUUUGUGUGUCGGUUUAUUUAUCCUAUUGAGUGCACUUUGUCAUAGUUUAGUUGAAAACACAGGGUGUCCUACCUAUUCUGUCGCCCCUUUGUGAUCAUGAAAUCUAGAAAUUACAAGCCCAAGAAAUAAGAGCCAUAUGUAGACAGUCUGUGUGAAGAGCAGAGACAUUACUAAGGGUGGGAAAAUACCUAAAAAUUACAUUUUACGAGCUGGUCUAUUUAUAUUGAUGUUCAUAAGUAAUUACAUUUUACACUCAUGUCUGCAGUCCGUUCAACAGAAAACUCUUUUCUUUGUUCCCACAGUGAUGUAGUUGGAUCUAACUGGUUGUACAGGACUUUAUUUAUUCUUUGUACAACUUUUAUUUAUACAAUCUGUGUGUAUACUGUACAGAAUGGUCAUUUAGGAGACACAGUGUGAGUUGAUAUUGAGAAACGACUUCCUUUUGGCCAUCUCAAGAAGCAUUUUUAGCUUCCGGAAACUUAUUUUGAUGAAGAUGUCAGUGAAGUAACACCAGUUGAAAUGUGCUGGCAGUCCAUGUUUGCUUACUGUACAGUGUAUGUGCUUUUUAUAUGACAGUGAACUAAAAGUCAUAAAGCCAAAAUCUGUGUCUGAGUUGUCAGUACUCUGUGUUUUUCUCUGGGAUGAAGGUAAAAUGUCAGGUAAAAAAUUGUUGAAAUGUUAGAA
Messenger RNA from Sphaeramia orbicularis (orbiculate cardinalfish), 3695 nucleotides. It is a transcript of the gene rai2, whose product is annotated as retinoic acid induced 2. Lineage: Eukaryota; Metazoa; Chordata; Actinopteri; Kurtiformes; Apogonidae. The record is from RefSeq and is a predicted model, not a curated record. Gene Ontology annotation, cellular component: nucleus. The transcript has 2 exons. The coding region runs from base 215 to 1864 and encodes 549 amino acids. Gene Ontology annotation, biological process: animal organ development.